Messenger RNA from Neltuma alba, 2889 nucleotides. Its product is annotated as receptor-like protein 7. Bases 1 to 2889 code for a protein of 962 amino acids. The record is from RefSeq and is a predicted model, not a curated record. The transcript has 2 exons. Gene Ontology annotation, molecular function: protein binding. NCBI's taxonomy places the organism in Eukaryota, Viridiplantae, Streptophyta, Magnoliopsida, Fabales, Fabaceae.
AUGAGUUUUAUGAUGCUGGCUAUAUGCGGUUUAAGAACUCAUCUUACCCAAAUAGCUUCAUGGGGAAAUGAUUCAAACUGUUGCUUGUGGGAUGGGAUCACGUGUGACUCCAUGUCUGGUUAUGUGAUUAGCAUUGACCUUAGCUGUAGUUGGCUCCAAGGUCAACUCCAUCCAAACAAUAGCCUCUUCCAACUUUCUCAUCUCCAAACACUCAACUUGGCUUUCAACAAUUUUAAUGGGUCUUUGCUAUCAUCUCAAUUUGGUGAUCUUUCCAAGCUCAUGCAUCUAAACUUAAGCUGCUCUCAUUUUGCUGGUAAAAUUCCUCCUAAAAUUGCAGAAUUGUCUAAGUUGGUCUCUCUUGAUUUGUCUUGGAAUAAAUUUUUCUUGUAUAAUGAGUCGUUGAGUUUAAGACUUGAACCAUCCACUUGGGAGAAGCUUGCUCUAAACAUGACUGAUCUGAGAGAACUUGUUUUAGAUAAUGUAAAUAUGUCUUCCAUUGCACCAAGCUCCUUGUCUUUGAAGUCACUUAAUAUUUUGAGUCUUGAAGAUUGCAAAUUUGAUGGGCCUAUUCCCACAAGUUUUGGGAACCUCACUCAAUUAACUGAUCUGAACCUUGCAAACAACUAUUUUAGUGGUGAGCUUUCAUUUCUUUCAAAUCUUCAGAGUCUCACUUCAUUGGACCUUAGUGACAAUUAUUUUAGUGGUCUCUUACCAAAUUCCAUAGGCCAUUUGAAGUCUCUUGAUUUUUUGGGUCUUCAUUAUAACCAAUUUCAUGGGCCUAUUCCUACAAGUUUUGGGAACCUCACUCAAUUAACUAAUUUGAACCUUGCAGGAAACACUUUUAGUGAUGUGUUUGGAAAUCUUUCAAAUUUGAAAUCUCUUGAUUUCUCUGACAACAAGCUGCAAGGUAAUUUUCCCGAGUCAAUUUUUACCCUCACAUAUCUUUCUUAUUUGAGUCUAUCAUCAAAUAACUUGAGUGGCUCCGUUAAUUUUUACCAAUUUUCCAAGCUUCAAAAUCUAGAAUAUCUUGAUCUUUCAAGCAACAAGUUUCUCUCACUUACCUUUGAUAAUAAUCUUAACUACACCAUUCCUAAUCUUGAUGUCUUACAUUUAGAUUCUUGUCAUAUCACUAUCCUUCCGAAAUUCAUUGGCCUUCCAAAUUUGCAGCAAUUACAUCUUGAUGAUAAUAAGUUGCAAGGUCUUCCUGAGUCAAUUUUUGGUUUCCUAAAUCUUUCACGUCUAAGUCUGUCAUCAAAUAAUUUGAGAGGCCCUAUUAGUCUUCAUCAAUUCUCAAAGCUUCAAAAUCUAGAAUAUCUUGAUCUUUCAAACAACAAGUUUCUCUCACUUAGCUCUCAUAAUGAUGUACACUAUACCAUUCCUAAUCUUGCACAGUUAGAUCUAUCCUCUUGCAACAUCAAUGACUUUCCUAAACAGCUAGGAGACCUUCAAAAUGUGCAGCGGUUAAAUCUUUCCAAUAACAAAAUUCAUGGAGAUAUUCCCCAAUGGUUCAAUAAUGUGGGGAAUGGUACUUUGGAUACUUUGGAUCUCUCUCAUAAUAACUUGACAUCAGUUGAACAUCUUUCAAUGAAAAACUUGAGGUUUCUUGAUCUCAGCUUCAACUUGUUGCUAGGAAAUCUCCCAAUUCCAUCCUUUGAUGUUGAAUUCUUUUCAGUGUCCAACAACAAAUUUAGUGGACACGUUUCUUCCUCAUUUUGCAAUGCAAGCUCACUUGAGAUGCUCAACUUAUCUCACAACAACUUGUCAGGCCACAUCCCAAAGUGCCUUGUUGCUCUCCCAAAUCUUGAGAGUUUAGAUCUGCAGAUGAAUAAUUUUGUCGGAUCUAUACCAGACAACUUUUCCAAGGGCAAUUUUUUACAAUUUUUGCAUUUGAACAACAAUCAAUUUGAAGGACAGUUGCCUUUGUCUUUGACCCAUUGCAAGCUAUUAGAAAUUUUAGAUGCGGGAGCAAACAAGAUCAAUGACAGAUUUCCUAAUUGGCUUGAAGGCUUACCAGAGCUACAGGUACUCAUUUUAAGAGAUAAUAAGUUCUACGGUGCCAUUCAUAGUUCCAACACCAAACAUCCUUUUCCCAUGUUAAGAAUUUUUGAUGUUUCCAACAACCAUUUUGGAGGAUCUUUGCCAACAACAUACAUCAAGGAAUUUAAAGGAAUGAUGAAUGUUGACUUUGUUUCAGCCAGACUAGAUUACUUGGAAAACUUGUAUGGAUCUCGUUAUUAUCAAGAAUCAGUGAUGAUCACAUUGAAAGGUGUUGAUUUGGAGUUGGUAAAGAUCAUAACUACAUUCACAUCCAUUGAUUUGUCAAAAAACAUGUUUGAUGGAGAGAUUCCACAUGUUCUUAGUGAGCUGCAUUCACUUAAGGGGCUUAAUCUCUCCCACAAUAAAAUCACUGGUCCUAUUCCUCAAUCCAUCGCAAACUUGACAAACCUAGAAUCGUUGGAUUUAUCAUCAAACUUGCUUAAAGGUGAGAUUCCUCUUGAACUAGCUGAUCUCAACUUUCUUGAAGUUUUGAAUCUUUCACAAAAUCAACUUGUUGGAGAAAUACCAAGAGGUAAGCAGUUUGAUACAUUUUCACAACAUUCUUUUGAGGGAAAUUUAGGACUGUGUGGAUUUCAAUUGUCAAAAGCAUGUAAUCAUGAUGAAGGGAAAUUGCCACAAUCAACUUCAUCAAGUAAUGACAAAUUUGGAUUUGGUUGGAAACCAGUGGCUUUGGGAUACGGAUGUGGGAUGGUGUUUGGAAUAUUCAUGGGUCAAGUUGUUUUCUUAACUGGAAAACCUAAAGGGCUUGUCAGAAUUUUUCAAGCUAGGCCUAAGAAACAAGCAAAAAGGACAAGGAAAAGAGCCCAUCAGAAUCAAAGAAGAGUGAAUUAG